UAUCUCACAACUCACUUCACUUCUCUGUGUGUGUGUGUGUGUCUCCCUCUCUCUCUCUAUAUAUAUAUAUACACCCAUAACCCCCUACUACCCCAUCACCACCUUCAUCUUCAACCUCACAAAACCUCAGUACUACAUAUAUAUAUAUAGAGAGAGAUAUAUAUAUAUAUAUAACAGGCUUCAUAGAGAGAGAGAGAGAGAGAGAGAGAGAGAGAAUGUCUGGUGUAUGGGUGUUCAAAAACGGCGUCGUUCGGUUGGUGGAGAACCCAGGGGUGGAGUCAUUGGACGGAAGCCGGUCAACGAACAGCCGGCGGAAGGUCCUGGUACACACGCCCAGCAAUGAGGUGAUUACGUCAUACGCCGUUCUUGAGCGGAAGCUGACGUCACUUGGGUGGGAGAGGUACUACGACGACCCUGAUCUUCUACAGUUCCACAAAAGAUCCACCAUCCAUUUGAUCUCCCUCCCCAAGGACUUCAACAAGUUCAAAUCCAUGCACAUGUACGAUAUCGUCGUCAAGAACCGUAACGUCUUUGAAGUCAGAGAUAUGUAGCGCCAUAUAUAUAUAUAUAUAUACAUACACAGAUAUGUAUGUAUCGGUCCGUCCACUGUGUGCUUGUGUUUGUAAGUGUGAAUCUCAGUGUGCUUUUUAAUAAUUAGUCUCUAAUUAUGAUCAAAUUUAGUUGGUUUCUUCUCAUAAUACUUCUCCUACGUGAGUUUGUGCUGCUGGAUUUUCAUCUGUAAGCGGAUAUAUAUACAUAUAUGUAUUCAGGUGUAUGUGUGUGUGUGUAUAUAUAUGUAUGUAUGUAUAGUGGGUUGAUUUUGGUCAUAAUUACUAGGUUUUGCAGGAAGAAAAUGUAGUUUGCUAUAUAAAAAAGUGUGACUUUGAUGUGA
Molecule: messenger RNA, 892 nt
Organism: Carica papaya (papaya)
Lineage: Eukaryota; Viridiplantae; Streptophyta; Magnoliopsida; Brassicales; Caricaceae
Product: flowering-promoting factor 1-like protein 1
Biological process (GO): regulation of flower development
Source: RefSeq, a predicted model, not a curated record